UAUAAGAUACCGCAGGAGAUAUCGCAAAUUAUAGUGCCAGCGAUAUCUCCUACACAUGCUUUUAAUGGAUGAUAAAUAUUACUUUUCAUCGGAGGAUAAUGCGUGCCGUUUAAAAUCGGAUACCUUUUCUUCUAAGUACGAUUUGAAGUUGUUAUCAACAUGGUUUUCUGUUGUAUCGCUAAAUACAUUGCUAGUGAUCUGCCAUGGCGUUGCAAAUAUCGUCGGGGUGACUACGACAGUUCGGGCGAUAACGAUGCCGUCUACAAGAUCCACCCAGCCAGAAUCCUGAUGACAAGGUUACGGCAGUUGAUGGUCGGCAAUCCGAUUUUCCCCAUCAGACAGUCAAAGCGAGGCUUGGGUCACUGCAUUAACAACUGUAUGCGAGGCGGUGGCAGCAUGAACUUCAUUCAGUGCAAGUCACUCUGUCACUGAUGCUUGCCUAAAAAAAAGGCAGGAGUGACGUCAUUUGUCCAGCUGGAGCAGACGUUCGAGCCCUCCAAUCAGCAGUGUCGUUUCUUUCACUCUUUCUCUCUGACCUAUGACCUUUCACCACCCAACGGUUUCUCGUCUGUUUGUUUCUGCAGUAUACCUACAUUGGAUAUUUCUCUCUUUUUGGAAAACGUUUUUCGUUACAGAACAAUUUGUUUGGAUUUUCCUGUGAAACAGUUGUGAAAGAAAUGUUCUAAAAUGAAAGUGAAACUUGUUUUUGUAACAUGACUUUGUAAAAAAAUAUAUUAUUAAACAAUAAAGGUAUAACUUUCUAUGUGAAUGGUUUUUGUUUUUUGUUUUUAUAUUUUAUCAAUGUAAAAGCGCUAUUUAACAAAAUGGUUGAGAAAGAAAGAUUAAAAGAUUAUUUCUCACCAGAUUUCAAACCUAAGGUUAUAUGGUGACUCUCCGUCACCCUCUGUCUCUCCCCCACCCCCAUAUUUCUCCUUUGCACUAUCUGACAGUCUCUCUCUAUGCCUCCCCCUCUCCUUCCCUGCCAUCGUCUCUCUCUCUCUCUCUCUCUCUCUCUCUCUCUCUCU
Gigantopelta aegis is the source of this 1025-nucleotide messenger RNA. Its product is annotated as teretoxin Tan14.1-like. Lineage: Eukaryota; Metazoa; Mollusca; Gastropoda; Neomphalida; Peltospiridae. The transcript is spliced from 3 exons. Bases 160 to 432 code for a protein of 90 amino acids. The record is from RefSeq and is a predicted model, not a curated record.